AUGUUGUCUUUCGAGGAAAGAAGAGGGGUUUUGAUGGUUGAUGCUAUGAUUUUGCCUUGUGGACACACUUUUGGAGCUGGAAGGAUAGAACAAGUUAAACAGAUGGGAUGCACGAUCCUUGUAGUACAUGGCAUUGUUCUCUUUGUCGAACACUAG
Messenger RNA from Arabis nemorensis, 156 nucleotides. The record is from the annotation of a GenBank genome assembly. Lineage: Eukaryota; Viridiplantae; Streptophyta; Magnoliopsida; Brassicales; Brassicaceae.